Cherax quadricarinatus is the source of this 519-nucleotide messenger RNA. The record is from RefSeq and is a predicted model, not a curated record. NCBI's taxonomy places the organism in Eukaryota, Metazoa, Arthropoda, Malacostraca, Decapoda, Parastacidae.
AUAUCUCUAACACAGGUUGCAGUGGUGUGGUGUGCACUACUGAUCUGCUCCUCUGCCUCGAAUCUAAAUCCCACCUACCCAGAUACUCCUGCCAAGUACACAUUCAACUACACGGUCCUGGACCAACCUACUGCCAACGACUUCAGCCAGCAGGAGACCCGCGAUGGUCAGAAGACCAGUGGUCAGUACCGUGUGGCCCUGCCAGAUGGUCGUGUCCAGGUGGUCACCUACACGGCCGAUGAGAAGGGCUAUUCCGCCAAGGUGACCUACCAGGGUCAGGUGCUGAUACAAGGCCCCUCACCGGCUCCUGUUCCAAAAAGCUAUCCCGUUCCACUUACUUAUCCUGCUCCAGUUCCUUUCCCUGUUCCGCUUGGUUAUUCUGUCCCAGCAUCUUUCCCUAACUUAUCUCCCGUCUCAAACUUUCCCAUUGCACCCGCCCCACCACCCAGUCCAGCCCCUGUACCACCACCCAGUCCACCUUCACCACCACCUCUUAUCUUGAGGCCUUACCCCUCCUUC